Messenger RNA from Erpetoichthys calabaricus (reedfish), 3783 nucleotides. RefSeq names its product neuroligin 4 X-linked a (gene nlgn4xa). Gene Ontology annotation, cellular component: synapse; postsynaptic specialization membrane; cell surface. Gene Ontology annotation, biological process: synaptic vesicle endocytosis; chemical synaptic transmission; presynaptic membrane assembly. Lineage: Eukaryota; Metazoa; Chordata; Cladistia; Polypteriformes; Polypteridae. Gene Ontology annotation, molecular function: signaling receptor activity; neurexin family protein binding. The record is from RefSeq and is a predicted model, not a curated record. The transcript is spliced from 7 exons. The coding region runs from base 573 to 3068 and encodes 831 amino acids.
UUUCUCCCUCUCUGUGUGUCUCUCUAUGAAAGCAAUCAGAGCCCCAACAACUUGCAAUUCCUCUGCAGUGAAUCUAAUGAAUUUCGUUCAUGAAUGUAGGUCAUUUACAAGCGAAAAGCAGCUAUUCUUCUCAGGAGCUAAGUCUGGGGUGUAAUUGCAUUUCACUUGGACCGGGAUAUUGCAUUGGAUCUUCUUCCUUCUUCUUUUUUUUCCCCUUUCCUCCUUUUCAGGGGAGAUGGAGUUUUAGAUAUUUGGUGUGAUAUUCGCCCCCUUUUUUUUGUAUCUCUCGAAGUCCCUGGCUUCAAGUAGAGGAGUUAGAUGUUGCAGAUAUACCGAGGAGGUUAAUCAAUCAAACUCCAGGAAGAAAUUUCACGGCAAGAGUCAGGUGUCUUCUUAUCACCUGCGUCCAAUUCCAAUAUGACAUCCAUCUACAGGGAUGGCUACUGUUCAAGGGACUGAUAUUAUUCACAGAUUCUGCAUAUGGCGGUUAUUAAACAAUAAUAAGUUAUAGUCUACGCAAGGCAAAGAUUUUAGCCCUGAAAGACUAUAUCCUUUGGGAGCUGCAACAGACAAUGUCUAGGCGAACGGGAAUUUUAUGGCUACCUUUCAUUUCCACACCUUUAAGGGUGAUCUUGAAUGUAAACUUGAUUUUAUGGAUAACAACCCUGGCUUUCCAAUUUACUGUUAUCAACUGCCAAGCACAAUCAACAAUAGUAACAACAAACUAUGGAAAAUUGCGGGGUCUGAAAACUCCUCUACCCAAUGAAAUCCUUGGGCCAGUGGAACAGUACCUUGGGGUUCCUUAUGCCUCUCCACCAACUGGGGAAAGAAGAUUUCAACCCCCAGAGCCCCCUUCUUCAUGGACUGGAACGAGGAAUGCUACUCAGUUUGCCCCAGUCUGUCCCCAGUACCUGGAAGACAGAUUUUUACUAAAUGAUAUGCUCCCAGUUUGGUUCACAGCAAGUUUGGAUACAGUGGUUACUUACGUGCAAGAUCAAAAUGAGGACUGUCUUUACUUAAACAUUUAUGUUCCCACUGAGGAUGGAGCCAACACAAAGAAACAAGCAGAUGAUAUAACCAAUAAUGAGCGCAGUGAAGAUGAAGAUAUCCAUGACGAAAAUGGCUUAAAGCCAGUUAUGGUAUAUAUUCAUGGGGGCUCCUAUAUGGAAGGAACAGGAAACAUGAUUGAUGGGAGCAUUCUCGCUAGUUAUGGAAACGUCAUUGUCGUUACCAUCAACUACAGACUGGGUGUUUUGGGUUUUCUAAGUACUGGAGACCAAGCUGCCAAAGGAAACUAUGGACUGCUUGACCAAAUACAGGCCUUGAGAUGGAUCAAAGAAAACAUCCAAGCUUUUAAAGGAGAUCCUAAGAGGGUUACAAUAUUUGGAUCUGGUGCAGGAGCAUCAUGUGUAUGUUUGCUGACGCUAUCGCAUCACUCUGAAGAUCUGUUUCAGAAAGCAAUAAUACAGAGUGGGACUGCAUUAUCUAGCUGGGCGGUUAACUACCAGCCAGCCAAGUACACCAGGAUGUUGGCAGAAAAAGUUGGCUGCAACAUGCUAGAUACCAGUGAUUUAGUUGAAUGCCUUCGAAUGAAGAACUACAAAGAACUCAUUGAGCAAUAUAUAACUCCAGCAAAAUACCACAUUGCCUUUGGGCCUGUCGUUGAUGGGGAUGUAAUACCAGAUGAUCCACAGAUUUUAAUGGAACAGGGUGAGUUUCUCAAUUAUGACAUCAUGCUCGGUGUGAAUCAAGGUGAAGGAUUCAAAUUUGUGGAAGGCAUCGUGGACAGCGAGGAUGGAGUGUCUGCGAACGACUUUGACUUUGCUGUUUCGGAUUUCGUGGAUCACUUGUAUGGCUACCCGGAGGGGAAGGAUACUCUGCGAGAAACCAUUAAAUUCAUGUAUACUGACUGGGCUGACAAAGAGAAUCCUGAAACUCGGAGAAAGACUCUUGUUGCUUUGUUUACUGACCACCAGUGGGUUGCUCCCGCAGUUGCAACCGCCGACUUACAUGCUCAGUACGGUUCACCAACCUAUUACUACGCUUUUUAUCAUCACUGUCAAAGUGAUAUGAAACCCAGCUGGGCUGAUUCAGCCCAUGGUGAUGAAGUUCCUUAUGUUUUUGGGAUCCCUAUGAUUGGGCCAACAGAUCUUUUUAAUUGCAAUUUCUCCAAGAAUGAUGUCAUGCUCAGCGCUGUGGUUAUGACCUACUGGACUAACUUUGCUAAAACAGGGGAUCCAAACUAUCCUGUCCCACAGGACACCAAAUUCAUCCACACUAAACCAAAUCGCUUCGAAGAGGUAGCAUGGUCAAAAUACAACCCAAAAGAUCAACUGUAUCUGCACAUCGGUUUAAAACCAAGAGUUAGAGAUCACUACCGGGCCACAAAGGUAGCAUUCUGGUUGGAACUUGUACCACACUUGCAUAGCUUAAAUGAACUGUUUCCCUAUUUGUCAACAACGACAAAAGUGCCGCCACAGGAUACAACACCCUUUGGUUACACCAAACGUCCCAGGCCAUCGACAACAAGGCAUCCUGUCAUCCCUGGCAACAAUCCAAAACAACCCAAGGAUACACGCAAAUCGGGGUCAGAAGAAACCACGGUCCUUAUUGAGAACAAGAGAGAUUACUCAACAGAACUAAGUGUCACCAUUGCCGUGGGGGCAUCACUGUUGUUUUUAAACAUCCUGGCAUUUGCAGCUUUGUACUACAAGAAGGAUAAACGACGCCACGAGACACAUCGGAGGCCCAGCCCUCAGAGAAAUACCACAAAUGAUAUUGCGCAUAUUCAGAACGAGGAGAUUAUGUCUUUGCAGAUGAAGCAACUUGAACACGAUCACGAGUGUGAAUCCUUGCAGGCCCAUGACACCCUAAGACUUACUUGUCCACCAGACUAUACACUUACAUUGAGAAGAUCUCCUGAUGAUAUUCCUCUUAUGACACCUAAUACCAUAACCAUGAUUCCAAACACUUUAGCUGGAAUGCAACCCUUGCACACUUUUAACACCUUCAGUGGAAGUCAAAACAGUACCAACCUACCCCAUGGGCAUUCCACCACCCGGGUAUAGCUCUCACAAGCUUCUUGCUGGCUUAUAACCAGUAUCGUAAAACUAUAUUUUAAGUAACUGAGAUUCAUCACAGAAGUUAAGAUAUUAUUUUGUUACUGCGCCUUCUAAAAAUUACUAGAGAUGAACAAAACCUGUGAAAUGUGAAUGUCACUACUGAAAUACUGCAUUGGAAUUUCAGCUCUAUUUUAGAUGGAGAAAGGUAGGGGUUCAAACACAAGUGACACCCUUCAAAAAAUAUUGACUUAAAAGAGAAUUAUAUGAAAAAUAGACAUUUCAUUAUGUAGCAAAUGAUUACAAGGUAAUUAAAACCUGCAUAUGUGCCAUACUCUGUAUGCCAAGAAGAUCUGACAUUCUCUUGCAAAUGGAUAAAGAAAAGUAGCUUAUUGGGGAUAAAUUCAUAUGAAAAGGACUAUGCAGUAAAAUGGUGUAAUUCUAUGAAGAGUGAAAAAAAUUGCCAGCCUGAAUUGUAUUUAAGAAUCUUUGUAUAAAAAUGUAAAUAGUUGUGAGUAAAAAAAAUACCCCUCAAAAAAAAAACAAAAAAACAAAACAAAACAAAAAAAAAACAGAGAAAUGGGAAAAACAAAGCUUUUAUUGUUGUUUUCAGUUUAAAUAUGGCUUUUAGGGAGCUUGUGCUUUCAGUUGUGAUGUGUGUAAAUAUAUUGAUCAGAUCAUCUUUUAAAUAAAAAAAAAUCUUUAAUUGUGUUAAAAACAACAA